Molecule: messenger RNA, 1543 nt
Organism: Setaria italica (foxtail millet)
Lineage: Eukaryota; Viridiplantae; Streptophyta; Magnoliopsida; Poales; Poaceae
Exons: 2
Coding region: 373-1218 (281 amino acids)
Source: RefSeq, a predicted model, not a curated record
UCAUUCAUGGUAUCAGACGGGAUGAAUCCGUUCGCUCCUGGUUCUCCUUCGUUGCCUUCCGCUGCCUCUGCGAUGGCCUCCACCGACCGCUCCGUCCACGGCUCGGUCGCGGACUCCUCCUUCAUUAUGGAGAUUGGUAAUCGGAGCCCUUCUCGACAGGCUCCACCGCCCCAUCAACACCUCCAGCGUCAUCUCUUCCUCUGCGAUCCAGAUGCUGAACAUCCGAACGUACGUUCCUGUUGUCCUCGACCUCGAGGACUCGAGCUACACCCAGUGGAGCUGCUUCUUCGAGAUGCGGACUGAGUUGCAAUCGACGCCUGCAACGUCAACUGCCUCUACGCCACCAUCAGCUAGCGCCUCCUCGACAUCGUCAUGGCGCCGACCCACACUGCAUCUGAAGCCUGGCACACCAUCAAGGAUGAGUACCACAACAACGCCCUCACUCGUGCUGCCUACCUCGAGGUGGAAUUCCACACCCUGCAGCAAAGCGACCAGUCCAUCACCCAGUAUUGCAGCCGCCUCAAGAUCCUCGCCGACAACUUGCGUGACAUCGGCAAGACCAUCAGUGAGGUCGAUCGGGUCCUCAACAUGAUUUGUGGCGUCAACCCCAACUUCAGCACCUCGAUCCCCUCCAUCACCAGCGGCAAGAUCGCACCCACCUUCGCCGACACGCGCUCCUUCCUCCUAGAAGAACAUCGUCUGGAGAUGGAGGCUCGCAUGGUCGCUGCCCACACCAUGUUCGCUGUGAACUCCAUGGGUGUCGCCGGUGUUGCCGCCGGAAACUCCGGAUCCGACUCCAACUCCACACCGGCGGCUCCUGCCCGAAGUAGCCAAAGAAGAAGAAGGCCGGUGGCUCACCGGCGCCCUUCGCUGGCAGCGGGUCCUCCUCCGCUCCGCUCCAGCCGCCUGUGGGCGUCAAUCCCUGGACCGGGAUGUUCCAGGCCUGGCCCAGCAAUUGGCGCCGCUCUUGCCCCGGCCUGCUGGGCCCCGGCCCAAAGUCAACGCCCAGCAGGCCUACGCGGCCCAUGGUUCAAACUUGAAUCCGGGCGCGCUGCCCGCUUCGUCAGCCGCGGCAAACCCAUGGGAUCAGGGCAUCCUACUCGCCGCACUGAACAAUGCUGCCACUGCUUCCACCGGCGGCACCUCCGACUGGUUCUUCAACACCGGCGCUUCUUCACAUAUGACCAACUCCUCUGGAUCUACACAGCAAGGCGGUGAUUCUCCGAUGUGACGGCACUAGCGACCUCUACCCGCUUUGCUUGCCUCCACAAAAUAAUCUCAUCACCGGCACCGUCUCUGUUGAUCUGUGGCAUCGACGCCUCGGCCAUCCAGGUCACGCCGUGCUUAGUUCUGUCUUAUCAAAUUUCCCUUUCACAUGUAAUAAGUCUGCUUCUCACAUUUGUCAUGCUUGUCAAUUGGGAAAGCACACUCAUUUACCUUUCCAUGUCACUAGCUAUGUUACACAUUUCCCAUUCGAAUUGUUGCAUGCUGAUGUUUGGACAUCGCCCGUAGCUAGUAAUUAAGGUUAUACAUAUUAUUUGGU